This is a messenger RNA of Oryctolagus cuniculus (rabbit), 2891 nucleotides long. It is a transcript of the gene NR5A1, whose product is annotated as nuclear receptor subfamily 5 group A member 1. Gene Ontology annotation, biological process: regulation of transcription by RNA polymerase II; tissue development; hormone-mediated signaling pathway. Gene Ontology annotation, molecular function: RNA polymerase II cis-regulatory region sequence-specific DNA binding; zinc ion binding; nuclear receptor activity. Gene Ontology annotation, cellular component: RNA polymerase II transcription regulator complex. The record is from RefSeq and is a predicted model, not a curated record. NCBI's taxonomy places the organism in Eukaryota, Metazoa, Chordata, Mammalia, Lagomorpha, Leporidae.
GAGAAAAAAAUAGACAUAAAUGAAGAAAAACACCAACAAAGGAGCGAGGCCUGCGAGUCACGUGGGGGCAGAGACCAAUUGGGCCUCCGGCGGCCCCCCCACCCCGGGCGGGGAGGAGGAGGAGGACGGACGGACAGGGCCAGCCUGCUGUCCGCCGGCCGCCCGCUGUGGCGUGAGGGAGUCCCCGCGUGCCCACCGCCGCCAGCGCCCCACCUGGGCCGCCCGAGCCAUCCCCCGGAGCGUGGUGCCCACUGUCCACCCUCAUCCGGCGACCGAACGCUCCUUCCGCUCCGCGGACGCGGCGGGCAUGGACUAUUCGUACGACGAGGACCUGGACGAGCUGUGCCCCGUGUGCGGGGACAAGGUGUCCGGCUACCACUACGGGCUGCUCACGUGCGAGAGCUGCAAGGGCUUCUUCAAACGCACGGUGCAGAACAACAAGCACUACACGUGCACCGAGAGCCGGAGCUGCAAGAUCGACAAGACGCAGCGCAAGCGCUGUCCCUUCUGCCGCUUCCAGAAGUGCCUGACGGUGGGGAUGCGCCUGGAAGCUGUGCGCGCCGACCGCAUGCGGGGCGGCCGGAACAAGUUUGGGCCCAUGUACAAGCGGGACCGGGCUCUGAAGCAGCAGAAGAAGGCGCAGAUUCGAGCCAAUGGCUUCAAGCUGGAGACAGGGCCCCCGAUGGGGGUGCCUCCCCCUCCCCCGCCCCCCCCGGACUACAUGCUGCCCCCCAACCUGCACGCAUCGGAGCCCAAGGGCCUGGCCCCGGGUCCGCCCGCUGGGCCACUGGGCGACUUUGGGGCCCCGGCACUGCCCAUGGCCGUGCCCGGGGCCCACGGGCCACUGGCCGGCUACCUCUACCCCAGCUUCCCUGGCCGCGCCAUCAAGUCCGAAUACCCGGAGCCUUAUGCCAGUCCCCCACAGCCUGGGCCGCCCUACAACUACCCGGAGCCCUUCUCCGGGGGCCCUGGGGUGCCCGAGCUCAUCCUGCAGCUGCUGCAGCUGGAGCCAGACGAGGACCAGGUGCGCGCGCGCAUCGUGGGCUGCCUGCAGGACCCGGCCAAGGGCCGCCCGGAGCAGCCCGCGCCCUUCGGCCUCCUGUGCAGGAUGGCGGACCAGACCUUCAUCUCCAUCGUGGACUGGGCGCGCAGGUGCAUGGUCUUCAAGGAGCUCGAGGUGGCCGACCAGAUGACCCUGCUGCAGAACUGCUGGAGUGAGCUGCUGGUGUUCGACCACAUCUACCGCCAGAUCCAGUACGGCAAGGAGGGCAGCAUCCUGCUGGUCACCGGGCAGGAGGUGGAGCUGAGCACGGUGGCCGCGCAGGCGGGCUCCCUGCUGCACAGCCUGGUGCUGCGGGCGCAGGAGCUGGUGCUGCAGCUGCACGCGCUGCAGUUGGACCGCCAGGAGUUCGUCUGCCUCAAGUUCCUCAUCCUCUUCAGCCUGGACGUAAAGCUGCUGAACAACCACAGCCUGGUGAAAGACGCGCAGGAGAAGGCCAACGCCGCGCUGCUGGACUACACCCUGUGCCACUACCCGCACUGCGGGGACAAGUUCCAGCAGCUGCUGCUGUGCCUGGUGGAGGUGCGGGCCCUGAGCAUGCAGGCCAAGGAGUACCUGUACCACAAGCACCUGGGCAACGAGAUGCCGCGCAACAACCUGCUCAUCGAGAUGCUGCAGGCCAAGCAGACCUGAGCCCCUCGCCGGCCCCGCCCUCCAGAUGGCUGAUUUUGUUACGCCGGCCCCAGGAGCCCCGGCCCGGCCCUGGAGCCGCGUGUUUGGGAAGGUGGGGGCGCGUGGGCGGGGCUCUGGAGGUGGCUGCCCACCACCCCCUUCCUCCCCAAAUCCCAGCGGCCUGUUCUGGAGUCUCAAGUGCAGGUUUGGGAAUCCCCUUGGGGGGCUCAGCAGAGGUCAUCCCUUGGCCCUCUUCUGGAAACAGAGACAGGGACAAGUUGCGCAUCCCCUGGGGGGAGGGGGGAGUUUCCCCGGAUCUUGCACCGGGGAGAACUGAGUUUGCUGAGUGGGCGGGGCGCCUCCCUGCCUGCCCCCUGCCCGCGUGACUUCUGCAGUGGAGAAGCUGGGCACGUGAUCUGAACCGUGUCCUGGUCCCUCUGCCCCCAGAGCAGCUGUUUGGUACAGUCCAAGUUCUAGCCCCACCCACAGCGGGCCGGCCCGGGCGCAUAUUUAUCUGCAAGGUUGCAGUCUGCAGGUUUCUGGUGUCUCCUUUUGCCCCUCCCCGGUUUGGUUCGUAUUUUCAUCUCCUAGACAUUCCUUGCAAGGGGUGUGCGAUGGAGGGCGGGGCUCAGGUGUGAGGCCUCAGGCUGUGAUCAGGUCAGCACCGAGCAUGGCCCCAGACUCUCCUAGGGGAUCCGCAGCAGGUACCAGCGGUUGUGAGCCCCCACGGGAAGCCAGAGCUGCGUGCCUGCCCCCACCCCGCCACGAGAAGGGCAGGAGCGUGUGGGGGCUCUGAGUCUCUAUGGGUGACCCUGGGAGGGCAUAUGGGUCUUUGGAUCAGGGACAGCGUUGGUGAGCCCCUCCCUCACGGCCCUGUCCCCUUGGGUCCCUUGCAACACACCCUCGAAGCUGAGUCCUGGCUCCUGGGCCUCCUUGCCCGAAGGCCCCAGGUGCCUGGGAGCGGCACGGGCUGUCCCGGGCGCCCACCGUCUGCCUUGCUUUCACAUUGCUGUCGCAGCUUGUGCUGAGCCUGCCCAGUGCCCUGACACUGGGCACCCCUGCCCCUGCCUCUCUGCGCUCCGCCUCGACCUCCACCUCUGCCCCGUGAAACGCGUGCCCCUGCCAAGGCCAGAGACCCACGGGCCCCGAAACAAGAAGUGCCCUUAAGUCUCCCCAGCCCUGCAGCCCUGGAAUAAAUUUUACAAGUAGUUUCCAGCCA